AUGGGGAUCUGUGGGUCCUCUGUCGUUCACCAAGACGGCGCGACGACUCUGCGGCGAGGACCUGACCAGGCCCGCCGAAAGCGCGACGCCCGUGAGCUGCGGCGACUUCCAGCUGCUUCCCCCACGCUUCCUCACGCCCGUUCAUUUCUACGACUCCAAGGACAUCUUCGCCCCGGGGGAGGGCAGGGACUUCGCCAAGAGAUUCAACGGCACGUACGUCCUGCACACGUUCACCAGCCUCAGCAAGGACAUCGGCUUCCGCGCGGGGUCCGAGAGCCACUUCGACGUCGCGGCCAGACUGUCCUGCCCGAUCACCUACGAGCUCCUCUUAAAGAACGCGACUGCUGUCUAGCUGCAGAAAUAGGGUCGUGUUCAUUUAUUUACUCAGGAGGACGAGGAUACAGACUCUUCGACCUUGAGCCUCCUGAGAUCUGA
Molecule: messenger RNA, 435 nt
Organism: Penaeus vannamei (Pacific white shrimp)
Lineage: Eukaryota; Metazoa; Arthropoda; Malacostraca; Decapoda; Penaeidae
Source: RefSeq, a predicted model, not a curated record